UUUUGUCCCUCUCGUGGCUCCAGCGGGAGAGAAGGAGGAAGAGGGAGCCCGGGGGGGGGAGGGAGGGGAAGGGAAGGGAGCCGGCCGCCGACACCUCCACCGCCGUCUCCACCACCGCUACCCCCCGGCGCCUCCACCACCGCCGCCGCUUCUCUGUGCUCUGGAGCGUGGGGAAGGGGCGGACGGGGCCGUGAGGCCAGGGGGCGGGCGGCGGCGCCGCCGCUGCUGCUACUGCUGCUGGGACCGAGCGGGGUCGAGCGGAGCCGGGCCGGGCCGGGCCGGGGGGUGGGGGGAGGGCCGGUGAGGAGGCGCCGCCGCCGGGGCCGGGGCCAGGGUAGAGGAGGAGGAGGAGGCGAUGGCGGAUAUCGAUAAGCUCAACAUCGACAGUAUCAUUCAACGGCUGCUGGAAGUGAGAGGGUCGAAGCCUGGUAAAAAUGUCCAACUACAAGAGAAUGAAAUCAGAGGACUGUGCUUGAAAUCACGGGAAAUUUUUCUCAGUCAGCCUAUCCUGUUAGAACUUGAAGCACCACUUAAAAUAUGUGGUGAUAUUCAUGGACAAUAUUAUGAUUUACUUCGGCUUUUUGAGUAUGGUGGUUUCCCACCGGAAAGCAACUACCUGUUUCUCGGAGAUUACGUGGACAGAGGGAAGCAGUCCUUAGAAACAAUUUGCCUUCUACUGGCCUACAAAAUCAAAUACCCAGAGAAUUUUUUUCUUCUUAGAGGGAACCAUGAAUGUGCCAGCAUCAAUAGAAUUUAUGGAUUUUAUGAUGAAUGUAAAAGAAGAUACAACAUUAAACUAUGGAAAACCUUUACAGACUGCUUUAAUUGCUUACCAAUUGCAGCCAUUGUGGAUGAGAAAAUAUUCUGCUGUCAUGGAGGCUUAUCCCCAGAUCUUCAGUCCAUGGAGCAGAUUCGGCGAAUUAUGCGACCGACUGAUGUACCUGACCAAGGCCUUCUUUGUGAUCUCUUGUGGUCUGACCCUGAUAAAGACGUCUUAGGCUGGGGUGAAAAUGACAGAGGCGUGUCCUUCACAUUUGGGGCUGAAGUGGUUGCCAAAUUUCUCCAUAAACAUGAUUUGGAUCUUAUAUGUAGAGCCCACCAGGUGGUUGAAGAUGGAUAUGAAUUUUUUGCAAAGAGGCAAUUGGUAACACUCUUUUCUGCCCCAAAUUAUUGUGGUGAAUUUGACAAUGCAGGUGCCAUGAUGAGUGUGGAUGAAACCCUAAUGUGUUCUUUUCAGAUUCUGAAGCCUGCUGAGAAGAAGAAGCCCAAUGCCAGCAGACCUGUCACGCCACCACGGGUUACAUCAGGCCUGAACCCGUCCAUUCAGAAAGCUUCAAAUUAUAGAAACAAUACUGUUCUUUACGAGUGAUCGUUAUGCUUUCUUUGGCCUACAUGCUUUAUUCUACGGUGAAGUUGAGGCUUGUAAGUCAAAAAACAAAGGAGUUAACUUACUGUUCACCAAUUUAUACAAAACUCACAGUAUCUAUGACUUUUUUAAACCAAGAUCUGUUAAAGAAAUCUGUUUGAACAGAUGACAGUGUACUAUGCCAUGUGGUGAAAACUAAUUCAGACUUAUUAAAUGAAGAACUUGUUAAAUCCUCUCAGUGUCAAUUUAUCAGCACAAUACACACAGGAAAACUGUUGAUGGCAUAUUGAGUAGAUUUUAAUGAAUAAAUUGCUCUGGAAACCA
Messenger RNA from Monodelphis domestica (gray short-tailed opossum), 1690 nucleotides. It is a transcript of the gene PPP1CC, whose product is annotated as protein phosphatase 1 catalytic subunit gamma. The record is from RefSeq and is a predicted model, not a curated record. Gene Ontology annotation, molecular function: protein serine/threonine phosphatase activity. Gene Ontology annotation, cellular component: cytoplasm; nucleus. Lineage: Eukaryota; Metazoa; Chordata; Mammalia; Didelphimorphia; Didelphidae.